AUGUCGUCAAUCCCCGAUCCAGUCCUCAAGAAGCCCGUCAAGCUGUCUCUAGUGCAGCUCGCCUCUGGAGCAGAUAAGCAGGCCAACCUCGCCAGCGCAGCCUCGCACGUCGCCCGUGCCGCAGCCUCAGGGGCAAAGAUUGUCGUCCUUCCUGAGUGCUUCAACUCGCCGUACGGAACGAAGCACUUCCCUGAGUACGCAGAGACACUCCUGCCGAGUCCUCCCUCCCGCGAUGCCGCGCCUUCGUUCCACGCCCUUUCGGCCAUGGCCGCUGAUAACGGCGUCUACCUCGUUGGAGGCUCAAUUCCCGAGUUCAGCCCUGACACGGGAAAGCACUACAACACCUGUCUGGUGUUUGGGCCGGAUGGCAAACUGCUGGCUACACACCGAAAAGUGCACCUCUUCGACAUUGAUAUUCCGGGCAAGGUCACAUUCCGCGAGUCUGAUGUCCUGAGCCCAGGAAAUAAGGUGACGCUGAUCGAUCUGCCCGAGUACGGCAAGAUUGCCGUUGCCAUCUGCUACGAUGUGCGCUUUCCCGAGCUGGCCACCAUCGCAACCCGCAAGGGUGCCUUUGCCCUCAUCUACCCCGGAGCUUUCAACACCACCACUGGCGCUCUGCAUUGGCAACUUCUCGGCCGAGCCCGUGCCGCCGAUAACCAGCUCUACGUUGCGCUGUGCAGUCCCGCCCGCAACGUCGACUCGGACUAUGUUGCUUGGGGUCACAGUCUUGUCGCCGACCCUUUGGCACACGUCCCUGUUGAGGCUGAUGAGAAGGAGACCAUUAUCGAGUGGGAGCUUGAGCCUGAAAAGAUUACCGAGGCAAGGAGGAAUAUUCCCCUCAACACACAACGGAGAUUUGACGUGUAUCCGGAUGUGAGCCAAGGAAAGGUCCAGUUCGACGAGCUAUGA
Molecule: messenger RNA, 909 nt
Organism: Fusarium vanettenii 77-13-4
Lineage: Eukaryota; Fungi; Ascomycota; Sordariomycetes; Hypocreales; Nectriaceae
Exons: 1
Coding region: 1-909 (302 amino acids)
Biological process (GO): L-glutamine metabolic process; oxaloacetate metabolic process
Cellular component (GO): mitochondrion
Molecular function (GO): omega-amidase activity
Source: RefSeq, a predicted model, not a curated record